Lagopus leucura (white-tailed ptarmigan) is the source of this 807-nucleotide messenger RNA. RefSeq names its product paired like homeobox 2B (gene PHOX2B). Gene Ontology annotation, molecular function: RNA polymerase II transcription regulatory region sequence-specific DNA binding; DNA-binding transcription factor activity, RNA polymerase II-specific. NCBI's taxonomy places the organism in Eukaryota, Metazoa, Chordata, Aves, Galliformes, Phasianidae. The record is from RefSeq and is a predicted model, not a curated record. The transcript is spliced from 3 exons. The annotation marks the transcript as partial. Gene Ontology annotation, biological process: regulation of transcription by RNA polymerase II.
UCUCGAAGCGGGCGUUGAGCUGUGCACAUCUCCCCACCACAGGCACCUUCUCCACAUAGCCAGCUCCGGUCUCAUUUCUUCCACUUGGCUGAGCCAUCCAGAGCCUUUUCAAUGUAUAAAAUGGAAUAUUCUUACCUCAAUUCCUCCGCCUACGAGUCCUGUAUGGCCGGGAUGGACACCUCGAGCCUGGCUUCAGCGUAUGCUGACUUCAGUUCCUGCAGCCAAGCCAGUGGCUUCCAGUAUAACCCCAUAAGGACCACUUUCGGGGCCACCUCAGGCUGCCCGUCCCUCACUCCAGGAUCCUGCAGCCUCGGCUCGCUCAGGGACCACCAGAGCAGCCCCUACGCAGCAGUUCCUUACAAACUCUUCACCGACCACGGCGGUUUGAACGAGAAGCGGAAACAGCGGCGGAUCCGCACCACGUUCACCAGCGCGCAGCUCAAGGAACUGGAGCGGGUGUUCGCAGAGACGCACUACCCCGACAUUUACACCCGGGAGGAGCUGGCGCUCAAGAUCGACCUCACCGAGGCCCGAGUGCAGGUGUGGUUCCAGAACCGCCGCGCCAAGUUCCGCAAGCAGGAGCGGGCGGCGGCGGCGGCGGCGGCGGCCGCCAAGAACGGAGCGGCCGGCAAGAAGUCGGACGCCUCCCGCGACGACGAGAGCAAGGAGGCCAAGAGCACCGAUCCCGACAGCACCGGCGGCCCCGGGCCCAACCCCAACCCCGCGCCCAGCUGCGGCGGCGGCGGCGGGCCCAGCCCCGCGGGCGGGCAGGGGGCGGCGGGGCCCGGCGGCCCGGGGGGAGAGCCG